Mustela erminea (ermine) is the source of this 1017-nucleotide messenger RNA. RefSeq names its product collagen alpha-1(XI) chain-like. The transcript has 2 exons. Bases 592 to 1017 code for a protein of 141 amino acids. The record is from RefSeq and is a predicted model, not a curated record. Lineage: Eukaryota; Metazoa; Chordata; Mammalia; Carnivora; Mustelidae.
UUCAAGGAGAGAAAGGAAUGAUGUAAACUUUGUGAUUCUCAAAAGAAGAGCUUACUUAAAAAGAGAAUGAUGGUUGGUUUCAAAUUACCGUGGUUUUUAGAUUACUUUGGAUAUGUUUUACUCGUGUCAGUAUUUAUAAUUGCUGGAAAUUACAUCCUUUUCAACUAUUUAGACAUGUAAUGGAACGUUUUAGACAGCAGCUUGAUGUGCCUUCGCAAAUGGGGAAUGGGAAGGCGGGGGCGGGGAUCGGCGGUGGGUGGUGCCUGUUUGCAGACCACUGCGUUGCGGCCAGUUUGGUAAGGCCGCCAAGUGGAGACCAGUGUCUGUCCAUCUCUUGAUAGUAUUUGAGCCUUGCACGAAAAACUCUCCCUGUCUCAAUUUAGUUCAUUUAGAAAACUGGAUGACCGCUACUUUGCUGGGUUGUUGCAAAGAACAGAGAUAAUUUCUGCAAAGCAUCUGGUACGCCGUGUGGCGACAAACCGGAGCGCUGUGCUGGUGGAGUGAGAGGCACCGGAGUCCCGACCCAAGACAGCAGAAGGUGACGCGGCCGGGUUUCCAAACUCCCUGGCCUCGGACUGUUCUUCGGGGAGGAUGGUGCAGACCGGUCCUCUCUCCGCCAGCGCCCCGCCCCCCUUCCGCCGCGCGGCUCCACCCCCGCCGCCCGGAAGCGCAGCGGCCAGGGGAACCCAGAUUCCCCCGCAAGGAAGUUUCCCGCCCGGCGGAGCCGGCUCAGCAGGUAUGCUGCGGGCGGGUCGCCCGGGAUCCUGCCCCCGAGCUGCCCCCAGGGCUCCGGGAGCCGCGGGGAAAGGGACCGAGCCCCCGAAGGGUACACAGGGGCUGGAGGGGGAACUGCCCGAAGUCCCGGGCCGCGUUGGUCUCCGUGGCAACGCGCUACACACCGCUCUGGCGCGGGCACCAGCUCUGCAGCCCAGCCGGCGGCCGCCUCGCCGAGUGCUCCUAAGGGGGCAGCACGUCCUCGUUGAGAAGGGCCGAACUGUAAAACCGCACCAGUAUUAA